AGUGGUCUUAUUAUUGGAGCGCGAGAGAGAGAUGCGACAACAGCGUUURCCCUGUUCACAUUUGACUCAGUGUGACUCUUGUCACUAGAGACGGGCAGAUACGACGAGAGGCAAGAAACUUCAGACAAUAUUCAAAGAUCGACCUCUGAAGGGUGUUCAACCCUCCGUGGGAAACUGAAUGAGACAUUCUGCAAGAGGGAAAAAAACAGCAGAGAGGAGCUGUGAAUAGAUAGAUAAAGAUAUUCAAUGCGGCACCUGUCCUCCAUCUCAGUGUGAAGGGCAUGUAAUGGAAGAGUGAGAGGGAGGAUACAUGGGAAGAGAAAUAGAGGAGAGAAUGAAUACAACCGGAAAACAAGUAUUUCCUUACAUCAAGCAUCACUCAAACUAGGACAUCUCACCACAGGACAAGAUGAUUACCAGGAAUCUGCUCCUAUUGGUCUCACUGUGUCUGUGGGAGGAGCUUAUGGGAGAAGGUUCUGCCACUAAGAUUGUCAGGAGAAGAGGUGUGGGCGGGACUCACAUGCUGAAGAUAGGGGAGAACAGAGUAGCGGACCAAUGGGAUUCAAGCGUGAAUUCAAACGUGAUGCCCAUGGUGACUCUUAGAAACUCAAUUGGUCAUGACCUGGGGGGUGAUAGUGGCUCUAUCUCUCACCCCAAAAUAYCCCAGAAUCAUGCAGCCAUGCCAUCUAAGGAGAGGCAGGCUUUUAAACCUCAUCCAGUUUUGGACUUGGAAGAAGACCUUAUCAAAAAAGGAGAAUCAACUCUGUCUGUGUCACCCAAUAACAGGGAAUCCGUCCAGGAGAAAGAACUUAAAAAGAUCAAGAACAGUACCAAUAAUGCUGGGACUCCCACCAAAACAGGGAGGAUAUUCCUAGUUCACCAUAGACCAGACCUACACUCCAAUAGAACCAGAUUCAAAUCCAUUUCCCGAUCCAGAGUGAGACCAGAUCUGAGCGUUCACACCACAGGGCUGCAAGGCAAAGRACUCACUAUGGAUUCAACCAGAAAAUUAAAUGUGACCGGCAGCUACAGUGUCCUGAAACUGCUGUCAAAGGAGAACCUGGUGAUGAUUGUGAACUCACAGAUGCAGAGUGUUCCGAGACUGAAUAAUUUUCAGAGCAAGAGCAGCCGAAGCAGAAAGAGAGAUUUAAUUGAUGUGGACCACAGCCCGAUGGAGGCCCUAAAAUUACAGRAGCAAGAUUUGGCUGUUACUCAAAACCACUUCGCAUUGGAUAAUCCAACUGCACUGCCGCAUAUAAACCCUGUCACAAAUCCUGAUCCAAGUCUAGAAAAGGCUGUUCACACUUUAAGUGAAGUCACUCUAGAUUCUGGUGUGGGAAAAGACAACUCUGAGACGAGGGGUGUAGAUAGUACAGUCACUUGGAAGAGCAAACACACUUCUCACCCUCUGUCAACACCUAUGAAUGAGGUCAGUCUCGACACUGACAGGGAAAUGGCCAUUAGUAAGAUCAGUAAGACUGACCCUCCGGUCACAACCAAGCUUCUCCCCUCAGACAUCUCUUCUCAGACAAUUGCUGGCUCUCCCUCAGUGUUCAUCUCGCAGCCCCAGGGAGAGGGGACUGGGAGUGUGGCGGGGGAUUCCCAUAAGGAGAGUUUUCUUCACACAGCCGCACCAGGACUCAAAAUCCUCAACCCGAUUUCCACUCAAGACCCUGAAGGUGGCGCCACAGAGUCAAUCGAUAGCAGCCAUGUCCUCAAACUCCACCCAGACACACACUGGGGCUUCAGCCAGGACAAGGCAGCCGGUGGGGGGAUGACAGUCGAGUCCCAUCCCGGGAAUGGGCGGGGCCUGGUGUUCCAAGAGGCGGAUGAGGAGGAGGGCCGUGGUCAAACGGAUGGGGAGGGGACUCGGUCACGCAGCAGGAGGAGUUGGAUCUGGAACCAGUUCUUUGUGAUUGAAGAGUACAGCGGGCCUGAACCGGUGCUCAUCGGACGGCUGCACACUGACAUGGACCGAGGUGAUGGACGCACCAAGUACGUGCUGAGGGGCGAGGGGGCGGGGGCGGUGUUUGUGAUUGACGAGAAGACGGGCAACAUCCAUGUCACCAAGCCCCUGGACCGCGAGGAGAAGGACGAGUACCGCCUCAUCGCCACAGCAACCGACCGGCAGACCGACCGGGCCCUGGAGCCCUCGUCCACAUUCAUCAUCAGAGUGCAGGACAUCAACGACAACCCACCUCUGUUUGAGGAAGGGCCCUACAGCGCCACAGUGCCUGAGAUGGCCAACAUAGGUACUUCUAUAAUCCAGGUGACAGCGACAGAUGCUGACGACCCAACCUAUGGGAACAGUGCCAGACUGGUGUACACACUGGUGCAGGGACAGCAGUUCUUCUCUGUGGACCCACAGACAGGUAUACUGCGCACAGCGGUGCCUGAUAUGGACAGGGAAACCCAGGACCGGUACCUGGUUGUUCUGCAGGCCAAGGACAUGGGGGGACAUCUGGGAGGUCUCUCAGGGACCACCACUGUCACCGUGAGGCUGAGUGAUGUCAACGACAACCCCCCUCGCUUCACACAGAGUAUGUGGUCGUUCUCCGUGUCCGAGCUGGCUGUUCCGGGGGCGGAGGUGGGCCGUAUCUCGGCAACAGAUGCUGACCUGGGCGACAAUGCCAAGCUGGAAUAUACCAUCCUGGAGGGAGAGACGGGGAACACCUUCAACAUCAGCGGAACGAACCAAGAGGCUGUGAUCACACUGAACAAGGCUGUGGACUAUGAGAGUCGUAGCUCCUACUCUUUCUCCGUGGAGGUGUUGAACCCCAUGGUGGACUCUCGUUUCUUGCGUCGUGGGCCCUUUAAGGACCGCGCCUCCAUCCGAGUGGCCGUGCUGGACGCAGACGAGCCGCCCCGCUUCUCCCGGGCUCGCUACCGUAUGGAUGUGUCGGAGAACUGCCCUCCCUCCUGCACCGUGGGACGGGUUAGUGCUGUGGACCCUGAUACUGGACUCACCAAUAACAUCAGGUUCUCUAUUGAUCCCCAGUCAGAUCCAGAGGCUCUGUUCCGUAUCACCCCGGACAGCGGCCUCAUCACCACGGCCAUGGAGCUGGACCGCGAGCGCGAACAAUGGCACAACAUCACCGUCAUCGCCACGCAGAGAGACAACCCCAGCCAGGUGUCCAGAGUGGUGGUUACCAUAGAAACGCUGGACCUGAAUGACAAUGCUCCCGAGCUGGACAGAAAAUACACAACAGCCAUGUGUGACUCAUCAGCCACCGGACAGGUGGUGCAGGUGUUGCGUGCGAUUGAUAGAGAUGAGGGAGGGAACGACAGCGCUGUCUAUUUCAGCAUCCCUCCAGAGUCCAGCGUUGCCCUCAACUUCAGCAUCAGGGACAGUGGAGGCCCCACCGCCACCCUGUUGCUCUUGUCGCCCCUGCAGCCCCUCUCCCGCUCCUCCUCCUCCUCCCUCACGCUGCACGUCCCCCUGGUACUAAGGGACGGGACAUCUGGCCUGACCUCCACCGGGACGGUCACCGUGUCUGUCUGCCCCUGCCUGAGAGGAGGGGCCCGGGCUGGGGAGAAGGAGAGGCAGGAGAGGCAGACGGAGGGAGACUGGGAGUGGGAGAGAGAGACUGUGUGUGUCCCCCAGCAGUCCACCUCUCCUUCCCCUGGGCUUAGCACCGCCGCCCUGCUGGCCAUCCUGGCCUGUGUUGCUACUCUGCUGGCGGUCAGUGCCUUGUCCCUGUCCCUCCGUCGUCAGAAGCGGGACUCUCUGUCCCCCCUGGAGGAGGACGAUGUGCGGGAGAACAUCAUCACCUACGACGACGAGGGUGGGGGUGAGGCCGACACGGCCGCCUUCGACAUUGCAGCGCUCCAGAGCGCCCCCCACAGCUCACGCAGGGUAUACCGCACCCUGGACAGCAGGAACAUCCUUGUCACACCCUAUCUUCUAUCCCCCAGACGCUACUCCCAGCACGUCCAGGACAAAGCCCAGUCUUACAGCUGGGCCCAGAACCCAACUCUGGACCCGGCCUACUCCGGCCCUGGAGGGCCCAUGUACGGCCGCCUCUGCUACAGCAGCCAUACCCUACCUGUUCUCCGACGUACUCCAGGGAGCCAGUUUGAGCCGGGCCUGGCUGAGCUGGCCUACCGCUUCCCUGGGGGCCAGCCGGACCACUCGUUGGUCAUCCAGAAUCAGGGGGCCAUGGUGGGGGCCCUGGAGCCAGGGGCCAUGUACAUAGGCCCGGCUGAAAUGAGCAGCAGAGAGAGCAGAGACGGAACAGGCCCACAGAGCGGGGUUAGCACCUCAGAUGGAGGGACACCGCGGACCAAUGACAGCCAGGAGAGAGGCGGCGGGGGAGCUAUGAGCAACUGUACCGAGAACAGCAGUGAGCAGCAGAGCCAAAGUCAGGACUCAGUGGACUUGGUCCAGUCUGAGACCCUCCCCCGGGAGAGGGAGCACAGCCUGGUCCUGACCCGCUCUGGCUCCGUCGUUGGCCAGGGAGGUGCCUGGGUGUGUGACUCGGCCACCCUGCCCAUGGCGGGCYGCAGAGCCUCCCGCGCAGGCCUCUCCCCCAAACGCACCGGCUCCGGCUUAGCUGAAGGAGGUUCCUCUGGUGGUGGAGGUGGAGGCCCUGGGGCGAACGGCCCAGUCAGCAAGUCUCAGCAGUCAGCCGCCCGCAACUACACCAGUGUCCUGCAGGGGGAGGCAGCGGGACAGAGGCAGGACUACCCUGGGAGCCUGGGGAGGGGAGGGCUGGAGAUUGGCAGCAACUUUGUGGUGGCCAGGCCGGACAGGGAGGGCGGAGGGAUAUCUCUGACUGGCACUUCUUGCGGGGGGAUGUACCCAGAAGGGUUCAUGGCUGACUGGCGGGACAGGGUGGGUAUUGGGGCAUACAUUUUAGGAAGAAGGGAUAUGACCCCCCAGAUGCUGCCCUUCCCAGGGCAGGCCAGGGGCGCAUAUGGGGGCAUCAUGGGGUAUGGGGCAGGGUGGGUCCCAGGGAUAGAGGCGGGGAGAGGGGGUCCAGUACCAGGUGGUCACUCCUUGGCCCUCAGGGUGGGUGAAUUCCUCCGCCUUCGUCUGGCUCAGGUCACCUUUGACCCCUCGCAGCCUCCCUAUGAUUCAGUGCAGGUGUACGGGCUGGAGGGCACAGGGUCACGUGCAGGCUCCCUCAGCUCACUGGAGAGUGAGGGAGAAAAGGAUGCAGAGAAGGAGGAGUGGGGAGGAGGACUGGAGGAGUGGGGUCCGCAAUUUCAGGAGCUAGCCAAGCUGUUCCGAGAUAGGGAGGAAGAAAAACAAGAGGAGAAGGAUGGGGAGGGAGGGGUAGAGAACAACAAAAAAGAGGCUGAAAAAGAGGAGGGGCAGAAAGAGGAGCAGUCUGGAGAUGAGGGGAAAGACAGAGAGGGUGAAGAAAAAAAGGAGAGAGAAUGAGGGAAGGGUGGAAGAAUGAUUAAAAGGCAAGCAGAGUUAGAAUAAUGGGAAGAGAAGUUAAAGGAGAGCGAGAUGAAGAGGGAGAGUAAUAAAAAGAGACAGAUAAAAAUGAGCCCAGGGAAGCAAGGGCAGGGGAGGGAGUGAUUGAUGUAAUUUAAAGCAAUAAGUGGUGAAAGGCUGAUAUGUGUGAGCACAGAUACUGAGACAAUGUGCAUGAUGUUUCGCCACUAAGCAGCAACAAUUUGUUAAGUGGUCUGGACAAAGGGAAACAACCUAAACAUCCAAGACAGGAUUUUCAUUCAGCUCUACAUCUAUAGAAAGAGGAGAGAGGGAGUGAGCGAAUGUGUUUCUUUGUUUGCGUGUGUGUGGGAUGAGGGUGUGUAUGUGAGAGAGAGAAAUUGGAAACAAAUACUUUUUUGGGGGGGGUGAUGUGCAAGCAAGACAAAACAUUCAACAAGGAAGUAUGGAAAAUUAGGGUACCACACAGAGGAGAAAGGGAUAUAAGAUGAACAAGACAGAGGGAUAGAGAAGAAAGACAAAGAAGGAGAGAGAGAGAGGAAGCGAGAUGAUUGUGCAGAAGCUGUUGCAUUUACACCAUCCGCAGAGGCAAAAAAGUGAAUAAUUCAACUCACUACUUCAUUCCAAAUAAAAACGAUUAAUCAUUUAAAUCUCUGAAAAAGUCGUAUCACCGGAAAAUACACAUUGUGAGAAGAAAAAAAGGGAUAUGAUAUUCCCAGGCUUAGCUGAGUGUUGUUGUGUUUACAAACACAGGCUAGACAUUUUUUAACAUGUUUAUUUUCUUUGUGAAGCUUGCAUUCAAUUGCCACACUCUAUUGCACAGAAAAGCUACCAUUCCCCCUGUCAUAAGGGGAUUUAUGGCUGAAUUAAGAUGAAAUUGUCAACCCUGUUACAGGCAACUCUGUUACAGUCAACCCUGUUACGAUCAAACGUGUUACUUUAUUUGGAACUUAAUAGGCACUUACUAUAGUUUUAUUGAGAUGGGAAAACAUGUUUUUUAUUAAGAUGAAAAAAAAUCUCUAAUUAGGUGGAAUCAAAGUUUAUUAUGACCAAGUUCCACUUCUCAAAAGGCACCGAAAUGAUGGAAUGACCCACACACCCACACACACUAAAGACUAAUUUGUGUUAUCAGGCAUUGAUUGUAUAAUAAAUCACUAAAGCAAAAGUAUUAACAAGAUGCAUUGAAUCUAUGUAUGAAUCUAAUAAAUCUCUUCUAAAUCGAUUAUUUUACUGUAUGUAGGGAGGAGAGGAGAGACAUGACUAUUUUUUAUGCAAAACCUCCGUCUAUUCAAUCAACAUGUCUUGAGGACCAAGUCUGCAUGAUUUGAGAACAAUCUCAACCAAUCUCAACCACCUAUUCACACUCUGAAAACUCUUAACCGUCCAAUCCAUAACUUCCAUUUAUCAGUGAAGAGUGUCAGAAUGAAAACCAGCAGACCCAGCGAACAGAAACAACUGGGCCCCGUCCGUAAUGGUCAAAGGUUAGAGGUCAAUUUAAGAAUGAGCUGGGUUUUCAGCUGGAAUGCACUUUUAUACUGUGUGGCGUUCAAUACUAGACAAUGAAUAAUGUCAGAUAAAGUUUUUUUUUUUUUUUAAGAAGAUGUCUAUGGACAAUAACUACUGUUCUACUGUAUGUACAUGCAUUUGUAAAUAUCAGUGAAUACCAUUGUUAAAAGAGAAGAUAAUUGUUCAAAAAAUGUAAGUGGAAAAACUGUCACGUUUGAACAGAGCACUGUUGGGACAACUUAGACCUGGCCUAGAUUCAUAUUUCAACCAGACUGGACUUGAUUUACCUGACCUAAACUAAACUAGCACAAUGUACUUUACAUUAGGACAGACCAGAAUAUUGUGUGCCUAACACAACAUUAUUGUGGAAAAGCCAAGUAUUUAAAUAUGUCUUUAACCUGGCAAAAAGUGUUGUACAGAACAUGCGCACUCGAUUACUUGUGAGGUACUCUUCUUCAUCAGCCAUGUAUCUGACUAGAACUAGAAGCCUGGCAUGCAAGGUUAUGUGAGGUAGCUUUCUAAGCCAGCAUUUCGAUUAAUUCAGUUUCCAUUGAAAACCAUUUAACUGUACCAUGAAAACUGCCCUGUGCUGUAUUCUAUUCUCCAAUGCAAUUGUCACAACCCAUCUGGUGAAUUGACUGGAGCUGUAAUGGAACUGACCCCAAAGAAUACAUAUAUAGCUAUUGCUCAGUGUUCCCGUAAAAUGUUCCACAUUUUACAGGGACACGAGGCAGCAUAUAGAGACUCCUGUCAGCUCAGACUUUAUGUGCCAUGCCCAAAAGUUGUGCACUGUUAACUUAACAUUGGCUCAGAUUGUGACAAACCCCUAGUGAAAAGAGAAAGUCUACACAAUCACAAUAAGAGUCCACAAUCACACUGUGUCACUGUGUAAGGUCCUGUUGAAAUACUUUUAAAAACUCACCCUUCCUCUCUCCAUUCCUUGGAGUUAUCACUGAUUUGACAAGUCAAAGCUAUGAAAGGGAACCCUUCCUUUCACCUAUCAAAUUGUGUUAGAUCAGUUUUGAAUGUACUCAAAUCGGGCCAAAGACUUGACUGGACCCUGCCAGGACUACUGUAGUAGUGCACAAUCUCUGGGGGGGGGGGAGCGGGACCCUGGAGAACGCAUGGUCUGACCAGGUCAAACUCCAGCCCUGAUAUGGCUAGCCUCCAUAGUAUUGUAUAGUCUCGACACCAUAGUGGAGGCUAUAGAGCAGGGUUAUUCAACUCUUACCCUACGAGGUCCGGAACCUGCUGGUUUUCUGUUCUAUCUGAUAAUGAAUUGCCCAGGUCUACAUUAGUCCCUGAUUAGAGGGGAACAAUGAAAAACACAGUGGAACUCUGGCUUAGAGGUCCAGAGUUGAGUUUGAGGACUAUAGAGUUUAGCCAUAUCAGGGCUAGUCAAGCCCUAUUCACAGGGAAUAACCACAUACACCUGUAAAACACCCUCACAUACGCUGUGGAAUAUGUUAUGUAGUUCACACCUAUAAAUAUAGAUAAUGUAAUAUAUGUGUGUGUCGUAAUUAUAAACUGAUUGGUGCAUCAUCUACUGUGGAAUAAUGACUUAUGUCCCCCGAAACAUGGUUAGGCAGCGCCGAUUGGCUCUUGGUGUUUUGCUUGUGCUGAUUGGUCUAAAUCAGAGUGAUGCUCCAGCUGAUUGAUCUGUAGAUGGCGAGGCCUUGGCUUGUAGUGCCGCCGUCACUUAACUACUUGAUUGAACUGAUUAUGUCACCUCCGGAGGAAAGGAAUCCAAACACCAAAUUGGUCCAAUCAAAGGCAUGAUUAGUUGAAUCAGUCGCUUCCUGUCGCGGGGGCACUCCAGGACCGGGGUUUCCCAUUCCUGGUCAACCCCCCCCCCCACUUUAGUCAGAGAGGAAAGUGAGAUUGUCAGGAGAUUUAUCAAACCAUUUACCCACGCAAUUAAAUGCAAAUGAAAAUACACUGCAUUUAAUGGCAGGUCCUGACAUGCUUUACAUGUAGUGUUUCAGGGGUGUGUGGUUAUAUUCUGUGUGUGUUCUGGAGGGUAGAAGGUCAUGAACUUGGAACGCCACCAGACGACCCCAGGUUCAGUCUCCCUUUGGGACUUCAUCACUCCUGCACGAUGUUGAUCAAAUUCCAAGAUGGCGUGAUGAAUAAAGUAAAUGUAUUUAUUAUGUUGUAUUUUUCCUUUUAUUUUUUGUAAAUUUGAAUAAAAAAUAAUAUGUUUUAAA
Molecule: messenger RNA, 9117 nt
Organism: Salvelinus sp. IW2-2015
Lineage: Eukaryota; Metazoa; Chordata; Actinopteri; Salmoniformes; Salmonidae
Gene: cdh24b
Biological process (GO): cell-cell adhesion mediated by cadherin; adherens junction organization; homophilic cell-cell adhesion
Cellular component (GO): catenin complex; adherens junction; plasma membrane
Molecular function (GO): cadherin binding; calcium ion binding
Source: RefSeq, a predicted model, not a curated record